GCGAAGGUCGCGCCGCGCCGUCCAGCAGCAGAGCAUCGAUCGCAGCGGGUUGGAAGCAUGGGCCCUCUGGCGUGCGCGGCGGGACUGCUGUACGCGCUGCUAGCGGCGUGGAUGGGGUGGCCUCCCUCGCCCUCCGGCCACGCGGCAGGUGCGGCAGUGGCGGGCGCGAUGGGCGGCGAGCGUUUCCUGUACUUCGCGUACGGCAGCAACCUGCUGGCCGAGCGCCUGCGCAUCAACAACCCGUCGGCGGAGCGCGUGGCCGCGGCGCGCCUCGACGGGUACCGCCUGGAUUUCGGCUACAUGUCACCGCGCUGGGGCGGCCACGCAGCCACCAUCGUGCCGCAGCCCGGCCGCGUCGUCUGGGGCGCCGUGUGGUCCGUGGGCCAGGAGCACCUCGACGACCUUGACAGGCAAGAAGGAGUACAGAGUGGGGUGUAUGUACCUAUUCAAGUGGAUGUACAUUCCAGCGAUGGGCGCAAGUUACACUGCCGAAGCUACCACUUGCAAGAACAGCCACCAACUCCUUUGCCAGAGGGACUGUUGAUUACUGAAGGGCGAUUACCCUCCAAGAUCUACUGGCAGGUGAUAGUGCAAGGGGCACGUGAGACAGGACUUCCUAGUGAUUAUAUUGACUUCCUUGAGAAGAUUCCCCAUAAUGACUUCAUGGGUAACUUCAGUAUUGGACAACUUGCAUCCAAUCUUCAUGAAAUUAAUACACCACUAGACAAUAAAUAGCAAUAAAUAAUUAUCUGCUUGUUGAAUUACAAAUGAAACAUGUAUUUUAACUUCCUUAAAUGCCUAUCAGAAUUAGUCAAUGUUGAUUCUUUGUAAGUACAUUUAUUUAAUGGUUAUAAAUGACUAUGUCAAAUGGCGUAUUGAUAAUGCUAGUUUUAGGUGUAUAUUAAACAUUUUACCUACUCAAUUUAUUCAGGUGGUUGAUUCUGAACUGUGAUGAAUGAUAUGUGAUACUUUCUUAAUACAUCAUUUGAUCCUUGUUUCGUUUUGAUUAAUUUCUUUAACAAAGCCUUCAAAAUAUUCUCUAUUGGUUUGACCUGUACAUCCUCUAAAUACACUGACCAACAAAAUAGUACUCUUGGAAAAUGAAAAGAAAAAUUAAAAUAUAAUCACAAAAGUGUAAAUACAGAGGGGCCAACAAAACUUCAUUAACAAUUUGAAAGUUUUUCUCAGAUUUUUCAAUGCAAAGUAAAUAUUUUCAGUGUUGAUGCAUAUUUUUGAAUGUUUGGUCACCAUCAUAGUCAUAAUCAUUGUCAUCUUCAUCAUCAAGAAUGCUAGGCAUGGCACCUGUUCCAGUUUUCCCAUAGAAGUGGCUUUUAGUCCUCUUAAGUGAUCAUGUGUUGAUAUGAUUAAAUUAUCAAAUAAACUCUCUAUUUAAUUUCAAAUAACUACAUUUGUUUUUAUUUU
Molecule: messenger RNA, 1422 nt
Organism: Gryllus bimaculatus (two-spotted cricket)
Lineage: Eukaryota; Metazoa; Arthropoda; Insecta; Orthoptera; Gryllidae
Source: the annotation of a GenBank genome assembly